UUGCUUCCCUUUGUGUCUUGGCUAUUUAAUCCACGGCGUCCGGCCCCAGUCACUUCUCUGCAUCCUCGACAAAACACUCCUUGCAAGUAACAGCAUCACACGACAGAGCGUCAUACUCUACUAGUCGACCAGCCAGUCCUCUCUCUCCAACCUCGCUUUCAGUCUCGCUUUCACCCUCCGACUUGCCCAUCAUGCCCAAGAAGCUCCGCUGCAACGCCAAGGACUGCCGAGAGCCUGCUCAGCGCAUCGUUGGCGACUGUACCUUUUGCAGCGGCCACUUCUGUGGCAAGCACCGUCUGUUGGAGGACCACAAGUGCAGCGGUCUAGAAGACUGCAAGAAGCAGUCUCACGCACGUAAUGCCGCUCAGCUUGAGGCUGAGCGGACGCAAGUCAUCCGGGGCGUCUAAAUCGACAUCCUUGCAAACACCCCCGAAUAGCCAUCAUCCAACACAACCCGACCGUUUAAUUACCGCACCGUCUACUUUACUACCAUUCUCCUUCACAUCAUGAGUUGCUGCCCGCCG
Molecule: messenger RNA, 524 nt
Organism: Trichoderma virens Gv29-8
Lineage: Eukaryota; Fungi; Ascomycota; Sordariomycetes; Hypocreales; Hypocreaceae
Exons: 2
Coding region: 192-407 (71 amino acids)
Molecular function (GO): zinc ion binding
Source: RefSeq, a predicted model, not a curated record